ACGAAACCGAACUCUGUUUACUUUUUUCUUUUUUCGGUAGUUUCUAAUCAUGGCACCCUCUGUUGCAGAGCCGGUUGCAGAAAUUCAUGAUAUUAAAAAAAAAUGGCAACCGACACAAUUUACCAGUAGAAAUAUACCAUCUUUUUUACAAUCGCCUUACAGAAAUAUGUUAUCCUAUCGAUCAAUACAACAGAAAAAGAAGAAAGCCAAAGAAGUUACUUCUGUCGGUGGAACAACAGCAAUAGCUCGAACCUUAAUGAUGCAGAGUCUCUAUUUAUUCUAUAGAACUCCUGUCAAGCUCUUUCGACCUUUACGAGUUGAUUAUCUCAUCAUGGCAAGAGCACUCAUGCCCAUCAACGAUGCAACUGCGAAACGAUUCUCUUUUAGAUAUACUUCUAUUGGCAUGAUCACACAUGCUGUGAAGACAAAAGGCUGGAACUUUAUACCUCGCCAUAUUCUUCCACCUUUACUUGCAAAUACUCUAAUUGGUACUGUCCUUUAUACUACCUACAUUGCGACAUUACCUAUCUUUCACCCACCUAGCUCGUUUCAACUGCAUCGUCCUUUCCCACCACCACCUUAUUCAUCUGUCUUUUUAGCAGGUUGCCUGGCUGGUGCCGCUCAAUCAAUUGUUGCCACACCUCUGGAUUCAUUAAAAGUUCGGUUCGAAGUAAGCGAUUUGUUAGAAGGAAAGCAUAAGUCUAUGUACCAAUUUGCGAAAUCCACACUGAAAGAAUUGGGCAUAGCCAGUGCUUAUCGAGGAUUUACAUUGACUUUGAUAAGAGAUUCGUUAGCAUGUGGUCUCUUCUUUGCUACAUUUGAGUGGGUGAAACAGCAAGGAUACUAUUACUUUUUAGAUGAAAUGUAUGGAUUACAAGUCGAUUCGAGAAAGACGUUAAAUGAGAUUGAAAAAGGAUGGAAGGAAGUGCAUAAAAUGGAUGAGGUUGAUCAGCAUCAAAUAAUAUCGGCAUCUGGUAAAUCUUCUGAAAGACCACCAUUGAUGCUGGAGCCUCUAUUUGUUAUUUUUGCUGGUGCAACAGCAGCAGUGGCAUAUCAAAUCAUCGAGCACCCUUUUUCAAAGAUCCACAGUAUAUUCUACAUCGAGGAGGGUCAAUCCGAAUUUACCAAUAAAACCAAGAAAGAGCCCGUGAACGAUUUAUAUAAGCGUACUUGGGAACAAUGUAAAACUCAAGUGAAAGCAAACGGUGGCAGCUGGAGAAAGUUCUUAUAUCAAGAGUUUGGUCAUACUGUGAUCCGUGUUGUUCCCGCCACAAGCGUUGGUUUCUUGGUAUUCGAGCUUGUGAAACGUGAAGUCGAUUUUAGAAGUAUUGAUUUCGAUCCAUUGUAAUAUAUUUAAUUGUCUGUUUCUUUUUUUAUGUUCCCCCCUAAUCCAUCUAAUUUUUGUAAUAUUCUAAUGUGUAAAAUAAAAAAUAAAAAAUAAAAAAAUAAAAAUACCUUUGC
Molecule: messenger RNA, 1461 nt
Organism: Mucor mucedo
Lineage: Eukaryota; Fungi; Mucoromycota; Mucoromycetes; Mucorales; Mucoraceae
Product: mitochondrial carrier domain-containing protein
Exons: 6
Coding region: 50-1348 (432 amino acids)
Biological process (GO): mitochondrial L-ornithine transmembrane transport
Molecular function (GO): L-ornithine transmembrane transporter activity
Source: RefSeq, a predicted model, not a curated record